This is a messenger RNA of Drosophila serrata, 795 nucleotides long. RefSeq names its product huntingtin-interacting protein K. Gene Ontology annotation, biological process: protein stabilization; negative regulation of apoptotic process. Lineage: Eukaryota; Metazoa; Arthropoda; Insecta; Diptera; Drosophilidae. The record is from RefSeq and is a predicted model, not a curated record.
UAUUGCUAUUGUCCCAUCACUAAUCGCACGAGGUGCUCGAACAAAAAAUACAAGUCAACCAAAAUUUUAAUAAAUUAACUUAAAUAUCAGUCCCAAAAUGACGGAAACUGAGGAAAUUAACGGUACUGAGGUGGAGGACGACGAGCAGGACUCGAAACAAAAGAAGUCCGAUGCCAAGCGACACGAUGAUGGAGCCGCAGAUUUGGAGCGUGUUACGGAUUAUGCCGAGGAAAAGGAAAUCUCUGCAGCCAACAUAUCCAGCGCUGUGGAACAGUUUGGCAAUCAGCUCAACAGGGAAAACGAACUGCGAGUGGCCAAGGAACAGGAACUCCAGAAGGUGCAAGUAAAGAAGGAGGAUAUCGAACUAAUUAUGAACGAGCUGCUUGUUAGCAGGUCGCAGGCCGAGAAGGUGCUCCGCGAACAAAGCGGCGACGUGGUGGCCGCCCUGGAGGCCAUCAUUAGCAACUGAGGUGCUCUGGAAAAGCAUAACUCUGACAUUAUUUGUACAUUUAUAAACGCUAGCGAAGAAAACAAGAAAAGAAAACACUCAAGCCCCAAAAAAAAACUGAAGAAAAAGACUUAUUUGUUGGUGUAAAGAGAUAACUUGCAAUUUUUAUUCAAGAGUACCGCCAGUGGCCCAUCAUCAGCUAUUAUCCAUCAUCCGUUCGUUGACAAUUUGACUAUCAAUAAUUAUGUGAUCAAUAUGCGUACCAUUCUUGUUACAAUUCAUGUUUCUAAAUGAUAAAAACAAUAGUACUUCUUCGCCUCAGCAGUCUCCCAACUUAUACUCGUAAA